This is a messenger RNA of Psylliodes chrysocephalus, 901 nucleotides long. Lineage: Eukaryota; Metazoa; Arthropoda; Insecta; Coleoptera; Chrysomelidae. The record is from the annotation of a GenBank genome assembly.
AAAACCUCCUACAUUUGAAAAACUGCAAAGAAAGGCAAAUAUGACAUCUGCUUUAAUGUUAUUUUAUACUGUGAUCGCCGUGUUUUUAUAUUCCGGCCAAUCAAUUAUGGAAUAUCCAAAAUGUCAAGAAAGGAACCUGAAAGAAAACUUACAUGAGAUGUGUUCCCUUAUACCAUUGUGGAACCCUUUCCAUGAAGUUACAAAUACAGUUUGGUGGAGUGUAUGCGCGUGCCAGUUGUUGUUCUGCUCGAUUAUCUUCAUGUCUACAGUAUCUGUCAUUUUUUUGAUUUAUAAUGUCACUCUAAUGUUAAUAUCACACGUUAACUAUUUCAAAGAAUUAAUCAUCAAUACUUUUCAACAAGACGAUCCCCGUGUAAAGACCGAGAAAAUUAAAUAUUGUAUUCAGUAUCAUAAACAUAUUAUAAAUUUAGGACAUGAAUUAAGUUACUUAGUGAACAUUACAGUCGGAGAUAUCACCCUUUCAUCAGGCAUUUGUAUUGGAUGUAUUGCAAAUCAAAGUAUGAAUGAACUAUCUGUUCGUGCUUUCAUGCAUUUAUUUGGCUUCUGCAUAGGUUUUUUUGCUUUAUGCCACGCAGGACAAGUCAUCAUUAACGAAUCGUCUUCUAUAAAAGAUGCUAUUUAUUCAACCUCUUGGUAUUUGUGUGAUUGGAGAACAAUGAAAGACGUCAGAUUUAUAUUGGCCCGAAGUCAAAUUCCUAUCGGCUUAGCAGCACCAUUUGGAUUCCUUGGUUAUCCACUGUAUAUGAUGAUAAUAAGAAGAUCGUAUUCAUAUGCUACCUUACUGAACCAAACUACUUAAAAGAUUGAUAGAUGCCGAUUGUCCAAAAUAAUAAUCCUGCACGUACCUAUUAUAUGGUAAAAUGUAAUUAAAAAAUCCAGC